Messenger RNA from Hyaena hyaena (striped hyena), 1043 nucleotides. RefSeq names its product reprimo like (gene RPRML). The transcript has a single exon. The coding region runs from base 265 to 627 and encodes 120 amino acids. Lineage: Eukaryota; Metazoa; Chordata; Mammalia; Carnivora; Hyaenidae. The record is from RefSeq and is a predicted model, not a curated record.
GCGAGCAGCGCCGCCAGCCACCGCGACUGGCGCUCGGCUCUCCGGCUCCAGCUCCCGCGCAGCCUGUUGCUCGGUCCUCCGGGCCGCCGCUUCCCGCCCGGGGCCCGGGGCCAGGCGGCCCGAGGGGUGUCGGCGCUCGGGCGGCCCCCCGCCUUCCCCUCUCCCCGCGCGCGGCUGGACCCCAGCAUCACCGGGAGCGCGGGCGCCGGCCAGCCUCCCCGUGCGCCCCGGCCCGCGCGCACAGACCCUAGGCGCCGAGCCGCGAUGAACGCGACCUUCCUGAACCACAGCGGCCUGGAGGCGGCGGGCGGCUUGGGCGGCGGCGGCGGGGCCACCCUUGGGAACCGCAGCCACGGGCUGGGCACGUGGCUGGGCUGCUGCCCCGGGGGCGCGCCGCUGGCAGCCAGCGACGGGGUCCCCGCGGGGCUGGCGCCCGACGAGCGCAGCCUGUGGGUGUCGCGCGUGGCGCAGAUCGCUGUGCUCUGCGUGCUGUCGCUCACCGUGGUCUUCGGCGUGUUCUUCCUGGGCUGCAACCUGCUCAUCAAGUCGGAGAGCAUGAUCAACUUUCUAGUGCAGGAGCGCCGGCCCUCCAAGGACGUGGGCGCCGCCAUCCUGGGGCUGUACUGAGGCCACCCUGGCCCGCCCCCACCAGCCCGGCCGCAAGCGGACGAGAAGGGGGACGCGGACCUUCGUGCCCCGCCGGGGCUCUGCCGCCGCCGCCCAGCGCUCGGCGCGAGGAUCAGCAACUGGUCUCGGGGCGCCCCGGUCAGGGGACACCGCGGGACUCGGGGCGGUGGCGCGGGAAGGGACUUCCACACCCGGCUCGGUCCAGCGUGCGCCUCAGCGUGGCCGGGUGGGAGAGGUCGUGGGAGGCUGCUUGGGGCUGAGGUCACGUGCGUGGGAGUUGUGUGUACGUGGACGCGGCGGCGUGCGGGUGAGUUGCGGGGCGGGGAAAGUUGAUGAAUCUGAAGCCCUGAGCUUGUUGGCUGGAUUUUGCAUUUGAAAAAAACCGUUGUAAUAAAACUGUUGCCGUCGGGCUUCCA